Molecule: messenger RNA, 1353 nt
Organism: Olea europaea var. sylvestris
Lineage: Eukaryota; Viridiplantae; Streptophyta; Magnoliopsida; Lamiales; Oleaceae
Exons: 2
Coding region: 50-1054 (334 amino acids)
Molecular function (GO): protein binding
Source: RefSeq, a predicted model, not a curated record
GUCCACUGUUCAAACCCAACCUUUAAGUCCGAUUCUCCCAUUCCCUUUUAUGUCAAUCCAACAAACAGUUGCACUCACUGUUACUCCCCGGAUGGCGACGGAGAUACAGGCGACGGACGGCCUAAAUUCCUCCGACCCACCAACCACGGCGGCGACAUUUCCAGAACCACCUCCAAUCGAACAUCCUACCACCACUAACCCAACCUUAGCUACCAACGCUGCCAAUAUCGACCCAGGCCCUAGCCUAGCCCCCAAACGCCAGCGCCGCCCCAGCGUCCGCCUGGGAGAGAUCGGGGGAGACCCACCUUACGACACCAACAACCACCACAUUCGCCGCCCCAACAAAACCUGGCGCUUCCACAAGGACCCAUCCUUUGCCGCCAAGACCUCCAAAACUCGGCCCCUCACCAACCUCGUCAAUGGUGGUGCCGACACAAAUUACCGGGAUGCUUUUGACCAAACCGAGAAUUAUGCUUCAGCAGCGGACUUCAUUCACAGAAGGCCCAAGAACAAGAAGCCUAUCAAGCGGGCUCGCACCAAUUGGAAUAAAUUCGACUCCAUCCUUAAUAACGGAGUAGGCGGCGGCGGCGGUGGAGGAGUAGUCGACAGCUCAAACGCUUUUCAAGAAGAAAACGAGAAUAAUAAUGGAGAGAUUAGGGAUUUCGAGCCCGAGGGCUCGGAGAGUCCUUUGUUAAAAGAGCAUAGCCCGGUUAAUUCUAUAGAGAAUAUGGGUUUGCAGUUUUGGGAUCGACAAAGGAGGGGAAGUAGGGUUCGGGUUUCAGAGAGCAAUGGAAUAACUCAGAAUGAGGUCAAUUCGCAGGAUCAGCAUAAUGAAGCAAGCAACGGGGUGAGGGAGUGGUUGGUUGGCCUGGGAUUAGGAAGAUACGCUCCAGUUUUUGAGAUACAUGAGGUGGACACUGAAGUCUUGCCGAUUUUAACUCUGGAGGAUCUCAAGGACAUGGGGAUCAAUGCUGUUGGUUCAAGGAGGAAAAUUUACUCUGCAAUUCUCAAGCUCCAAAAAGGGUUUUUUUGUAUUUCUAUCAGUGGAGCGUAGCAGGGCAUAUUGCAGCCUUAAAUACGACAGUCAUGUAAUACUUGUGUGCGUCUGUGCGUGUACCAUUCUCUGCUUGUAUGGUGGCUGCUAUCUUCAGUUUAGAGGGCCUGUUUAUUGGCUCGUCUCCAUACCCAUGCCGGUAAAUAAGCCUAGCCAAUCAAGUGUCGAUGGAUGGAACUAGUGUCAAUAUGUUAUGUGCCUCUGUUUUUAUCAUUAUAUUCUCAACUUUUGUCAUCUCUCAACCCGAUUGAAGAUCUUGAAUAGCACGUAAGCAUCAAACUCAGCUACGUUUCGAAUUA